This is a messenger RNA of Eleginops maclovinus (Patagonian blennie), 1851 nucleotides long. RefSeq names its product CLN5 intracellular trafficking protein (gene cln5). The transcript is spliced from 4 exons. Gene Ontology annotation, molecular function: hydrolase activity, acting on glycosyl bonds. Bases 67 to 1059 code for a protein of 330 amino acids. The record is from RefSeq and is a predicted model, not a curated record. NCBI's taxonomy places the organism in Eukaryota, Metazoa, Chordata, Actinopteri, Perciformes, Eleginopidae. Gene Ontology annotation, cellular component: lysosomal membrane; lysosome. Gene Ontology annotation, biological process: lysosome organization.
UCAGAGGAGAAGGAUCAUGGGAAAGCCAUCUUCGUAACUUCUGCACUCUCAGUCAGAGUUUUUAUCAUGACUCACACGGUCUCUGCUCUGUGUUUGAACCUGCUCCUGUUUCUCCAUGUUGUUGCUCACUUGAGGAAUAAUGCACAGCAGCAGUGGCCCGUUCCCUACAGGCGGUUUGACAGUCGUCCUGCUGCAGACUCUUACUGUGAAGCUCUCUACCCGUUCUGUCCCACUGGAGACAGUGAUGGACGGAUCCCCUACAUGAGAGACAGCGAUGUCAUCUCAGUUUACCGUCUGCAAACUCCUGUGUGGGAAUUCAAGUAUGGAGAUUUACUGGGGAAAUUGCAUAUCAUGCAUGAUGCCAUUGGGUUCAGCAGUUCAGAAACAGGGGCUAACUACACCAUGGAGUGGUACGAGCUGUUUCAGCUGGGGAACUGCACCUUCCCUCACAUCCGGCCUGAAAAGUACGCGCCUUUCUGGUGCAACCAGGGAGCCGCCUGCUUCUUUGAAGGCAUCGAUGACUUACACUGGUCCCAAAAUGGCACCUUGGAGAAAUUAGGAGAGCUCACAGGAAACCAGUUCAACGACAUGGCCCAGUGGGUGCAGGAUGACAACAAGACAGGGAUCUACUAUGAGACGUGGACAGUCCGCUCUGACCCCAGCCCUAACGCCACCGUGUGGUUUGAGUCCUAUGACUGCUCGCAGUUUAUCCACCGCACAUACAGGAAACUCCUGGAGCUGGGAGCCAAACUAAGAAGCAGAUCACAAACCAACUACACCAAGAUCUACCUGUACAGCGGGGAGCCCACCUACCUGGGCAAUGACAGCACCAUUUUUGGUCAGCCCGCUCUGAAGAACCUGGCAGUGGACAUCCGUACAUUUUACCACACAUUCAGACCCCAUCAGACGUUUGUAGACUUUGCCGUCAGUCUGUUGGAGGCGUAUGAGAAGGUCGUGAUAGAAAAGAGCUUCUACCUCUACUACAACUUUGAGUACUGGCAUCUACCCAUGAAGCCUCCUUAUAUACAGAUCACUUAUGAAGAGGUGCCUUUGCCUUAAUAUACAACUUUUACUAUUGUUUUCAUUACAGGUUGCAAAUGAUAUUGUUUGUUUAUCGAUGGUUAAUCUGUUUGUUCAAAAGCCAAAGCUAUUAAUGGAAAUCUGAAAAGCUGCAAAUCUUCAAGUUGAAUAAUUCUAAACCAGCGUUUACGUUUUUGCUUGAUUUUUGACAAUUAUUUGAUUAUUUAGAGGUGAUGAGAUUUAAAUAAUCGUAAGGUGUGUUAAUGCAUUUCCUUCCUCGUCAAACAUUUGAAGCACGAUUGUUUUUUUAACUGUUUUUGAUUGUUUACAUCGAUUUUGUUACCCCUUCCUCCAUGCCUUUGUUGGUGCUCUGCUGUAAUAAUGAAGUACUAGAUAGAAAAAACAUGUCCAUUUAUAUCUAGAACCAUGACAUCAAACUCGAUCUUCCGAUGAAGGUCAUGCCAUAUGAUCAAAAGCUCCAGGACAGUUAUUAAAUAUAAUAUAAUGAUGAACCAAAUGUAAUGAUAAAUACAGAAACACAGUACUGGUGAUUUUGUGUAGCGCAUUAUAUUUUACCUGCAUUUUCACAGAUUUCUAAAAGUAAUCGUGUCACAGUACAUGUUACCACAUCAGGUCCAGCCUUAUGUUGUUUUACAUUCAGAUUUGUACAUAUUAAUUAAAGAUAAAUGUAUAGAGUUUUAUUUUCAUUGUUCAUUUCUUUUCUUACUUUGUGUUGCCCUGUAUCUUGGAUGCUACUUGUGUGUGUGUUUUAUUUAACAGAUUGUAAAGCCUGCAGCGUUUGAAGAUAAUAAAUACAGAUACCAAAAAGUA